AUGUCCAUCUCGCGAUACGAAGGUUUCAGCAUGGAUAUGAAUAUGGAAUCGAAAUCUCGUCUCUCGAAAAUCUUGCAAUCAAAAAAUCGACUUACGAGAGGAAAUACCCUUCGAGCAAUUUCUUCCGCAUCAUUCCCCUGCUCUCGGUCGAAGCAAGUAUCUACUUCUCCUAACCACGACUUUUCCGAGCCUCGCCCUAGCUUAUGUCUGCGCAUUCAACUCAUGAGUGCCUUGGAUAACCUUGGCUCAAAGAAUUACAAGGAGGUUCUAGGGGUCAUCCCCUAUAUAUCUGUGGAGAUUUGGGUUAUUGUCACGGACCGGUGA
Penicillium cosmopolitanum is the source of this 324-nucleotide messenger RNA. RefSeq lists its product as uncharacterized. Lineage: Eukaryota; Fungi; Ascomycota; Eurotiomycetes; Eurotiales; Aspergillaceae. Bases 1 to 324 code for a protein of 107 amino acids. The record is from RefSeq and is a predicted model, not a curated record. The transcript has a single exon.